AUGCUUUCAACCAAGUUUUCUCUGGUUGUUGUAUACUACUUUCUGAGCGUGUUCCAUCCAGGCUCAACCUUAUGGAGUACAUCGAAGGGGGCCAGUUCAUUGCCAAAAGAAUGUCAUCGACUAAAAACCAGCAUAAACUUUGGAGACGGUAUGCUGAUGUUAGGAGGGAACAACGGAACAGAGCAAGAUAAUGGUUUUGAAUUACGAGUGCGUCGAGCUUCAGACGGUGUGAUGGUGAGUGGAUGGUACGAGUCGGGACGUGAGUAUGCAGUCACGCUGAUCAAUCGUUAUCCAUCGGUCGGGUUUCGGGAUGCCGUUAUCUGGUUGGAUUUUGACGACGGCGAUAAAUUUAUGAAGCCAAUGAAUGGAAACGGAGAAAAACGAAGGGCGAAGCGUUCGCUGGAUACACAGCAGACUAACUCCUGCAUUCGUGAUCCAAGUCGCCUUGGAACGUGGAUACACAAACCAGGCAGUGAUUCAUCCACGCAGCCCCGUGCUGGUUGUCACGGUUUGACAGCGGAACGACACAAUAGUGCACGUUCUCUGGUCACGAAGUUGGUGCUGAACUGGCGGGCACCGGAUGACUACCAGUCCCCGCCUAGAUGCAAGCGUACUCUUCCACUCGGGUGUGUCUUGAUGCAAGCGGCUGUUCAGGCUCGUGGUGGACAUGAGAGUGUCUACGCCGUGUCAGGUGGACUUUCAAAAAGGUUGUGUCCAAGCUGGAAAAGACCUCCUAGCCCCGUACUACCUGCAUACAUUGGUAUGCACAGUGAGAGGACCCACUUAAAUGAGCCGAAAAGUAUAACGCCUAACGACGGUGUGAAGCUUUCAGCGAAAGAUACUAUGCACAUGGAUACAAUGCAACCUCCUGACUGUUGUGCCUGUGGUACUGCGACUUAUAACCUGACAUUUAAAGGACUAUGGACCAGGAAUACUCAUCCGAGGGACUGGCCGGUUCAUAACCCGGGGCUGCUUCACUGGACCAAUUUGAUUGGAGCUAGCCACAUGCCUGGAUAUCGUAUCUAUCAGUUUGGGGAACCAGCAAGUGCAGGUGUAUCGGCAGUCUGUGCCUACGGAGACACAACGGUACUGAAGCAAUCGCUCGGAAUCGCCGCAUCAAGUACAGGGUCAGUGAGUAGUGUCCCCACAGGGACACAAAGGGGCGCACUGGGCAUCGGUCCACUUCACAGUUUGAUAUCUACUCCAGGUAUGUGGAGUGAAGAGACACUGGAUGAAUCGCGCUCAACCCUGCUCGCUGUCAAUCGCACCCAUCCUCUAAUCUCCUUUCUGACUAUGCUUGGACCGAGUCCAAAUUGGUGUGCGGGUGUAGCAAGUCAGUCCGUAUGCCAAGCGGAUUGCACGUGGAUAAAGCAACUCCAGAUUGACUUAUUUCCCUGGGAUGCUGGUGUGAGAUACGGUGACACUUACAUACCAAAAAACGCCGAUAGAAAGGACAUCCCAGAUCCCAUCAGAUACAUCACUUUUGACUGGAUGCCCAACCACCCAUUCACACCCAAUCUGCCGGUUGCACGGGUAACUUUGGAACGAGUACUUCCAAAAGAAUCUUGGCAAUGUACAUCUGAGCCAGGCGUAGGGGUUGAACUGUUUCGGUCAGAUGGAACCACAGAAACUGUUGGUGGGAAGGUUGCGGAAGGAGAGAGAGACCAUACGAUAGCACAGUCGGUCAUUGGUGAUCCGGUUGGUGGAGUACUGAAGAAAUCACGAUCAAAGUCGGGUGGCCACGGCGCUGGUGGUGGUGGUCUAACUGGAGAUAACCCACUCUCUGACCCAAGUCUGGCUCAGAUGGCCACGUUUCUGUGCAUCACUGAUCAGUGGUCUCCCUGGGGCCAAUGCUCAGUGACCUGUGGCGUUGGGCGCCGCGAACGUCGGCGCCUUAUGAUAAGCAACAAGAAGAACGAACUUUGUCAGCACGUACCUCUGGUGGAAGAGGAACUUUGUGAAGGUAGAAAGCGCACAUGCGAUUUCAGUGCUCCGUGUAGUUUACUCCCAUGGACCGAAUGGACCCCGUGCAAUGCGACCUGUGAUAACCGCGACGGAGUGCAAACACGCCGACGUUACUUGGCUAGGCCGGAGGAACUAGACCGUUGCAGACAUGUGUUUAGAACACAAGAGGAGCUGAACGGGAACACAGUGGUAGAAAAACGCGAAUGUGGCCCAACCGAGAACGAAUGUGACCCGGUCACAAUUUGUGGUGAGGGACGCAAAGAUGGUAUACCUUGUGGAAAGAAAAUGUGGCAGUAUUAUUAUAGUGCCGUGGAACAUGACUGUCUGCCGUUUGAGUACCUAGGUUGUAAAGGAGGCCGGAAUCGAUUCCGAACGAAAGAGGCGUGUAGAUCAAUGUGUCUGAAAGUGGUGGAGAGUCUGCCUGGUUGGAGGCGUGAGCGCAUGGCAUUGUUACAAUAUCAGACAUCGCAAAUCUCAUCCGAAGCGACAGAUGAAAGCCGAAGAAAAUCCAUGAAGGCAGCGGUACACUGUACUCAACCAAUGGAUCCUGGACAGAAAUGCAGUGAUGGCGCUGACAAACUGAUCGGCGCAUGGUAUUAUUCCCCAAGAACUCGUCGGUGUUUCGAGUUUCUUUAUCUCGGAUGCGGUGGUAAUCAGAACCGUUAUGCUGACUACACAUCAUGCAUAUCUGACUGUAUGCCUGAGGAAUGGCAAAAGUCGCUUCAAAUGGCCAAAGCUCUAGCAGCCACAGAAAAGCAAUCAAAACACAAAGAGGAAUUCUACCCGUCCGUUGACUCCACGAAUCCAGGCACCGAGUCAACUACCAUGCUCGAUAAGGCCAUGGUAGAAAGCCUUCGUGGACCGAAACAAGACUGUCAACUAACGGCUUGGGGUGGCUGGAGUCCGUGCUCGGUUAGUCGCUCUCAUCAGACGGGAAAACAACAACGAUGGAGACACAUACUGAGAUCACCUAGACAUGGCGGGAGUACCUGUGGCAGACUUUUUGAAGAACGUGCAUGCACUGGGACUUUUUAA
Opisthorchis viverrini is the source of this 3000-nucleotide messenger RNA. RefSeq lists its product as hypothetical. The record is from RefSeq and is a predicted model, not a curated record. Gene Ontology annotation, biological process: cell adhesion. Gene Ontology annotation, molecular function: serine-type endopeptidase inhibitor activity. The transcript is spliced from 6 exons. Bases 1 to 3000 code for a protein of 999 amino acids. NCBI's taxonomy places the organism in Eukaryota, Metazoa, Platyhelminthes, Trematoda, Opisthorchiida, Opisthorchiidae. Gene Ontology annotation, cellular component: extracellular matrix.